This is a messenger RNA of Mus caroli (Ryukyu mouse), 2547 nucleotides long. RefSeq names its product piwi like RNA-mediated gene silencing 4 (gene Piwil4). The record is from RefSeq and is a predicted model, not a curated record. NCBI's taxonomy places the organism in Eukaryota, Metazoa, Chordata, Mammalia, Rodentia, Muridae. Gene Ontology annotation, molecular function: RNA binding; protein binding.
AUGAGUGGACGGGCCCGUGCGAGGGCGCGAGGCAUCACCACUGGCCACAGUGCCAGGGAAGUGGGGCGGUCCUCAAGAGACCUCAUGGUUACAUCUGCCAGUCCUGGGGACAGUGAGGCCGGAGGUGGGACAAGUGUCAUUUCACAGCCAUAUGAGCUUGGUGACUCUUCUGGUGAUGGUGGAUGUACCUUCAUGGAAAGAAGAGGCAACGGCAGACAGGACUUCGAAGAGUUGGGUGUCUGUACCAGGGAAAAGUUGACCCACGUAAAAGAUUGUAAAACAGGUUCUAGCGGAAUACCUGUGCGGCUGACUACAAAUCUCUUUAAUUUAGAUUUGCCCCAGGAUUGGCAGCUGUACCAGUACCAUGUCACGUACAGCCCAGAUUUAGCCUCUAGGAGGCUGAGGAUUGCUUUGCUUUAUAAUCACAGCAUACUCUCAGACAAGGCAAAAGCAUUCGAUGGUGCCAGCCUUUUCCUCUCAGAAAAGCUGGACCAAAAGGUCACAGAACUGACAAGUGAAACGCAAAGAGGUGAGACUAUAAAGAUAACGCUCACCCUAACGAGCAAGCUCUUCCCAAACUCCCCUGUGUGCAUUCAGUUCUUCAAUGUCAUCUUCAGAAAGAUCUUUAAAAAGUUGAGUAUGUACCAAAUUGGACGGAACUUCUAUAAGCCUUCAGAACCAGUGGAGAUCCCUCAGUACAAAUUGUCCCUGUGGCCUGGGUUUGCCAUUUCUGUGUCUCACUUUGAAAGCAAACUCCUAUUCAAUGCUGACGUGAACUACAAAGUCCUCCGCAAUGAGACCGUUCUGGACUUCAUGACUGAUCUCUGCCUCAGAACUGGCAUGUCUUGCUUCACCGAGACGUGCCACAAACAACUAGUGGGGCUCAUUGUCCUUACCAGAUACAACAACAAAACAUAUCGUAUCGAUGACAUUGACUGGUCUGUGAAGCCCACACAGGCCUUUCAGAAGCGGGACGGCUCAGAGGUCACGUAUAUGGAUUACUACAAGCAGCAAUAUGAUAUCACCUUAUCUGACCUAAAUCAGCCAGUGCUUGUCAGUCUGUUGAAAAGAAAGAGGAAUGAUAACUCUGAGCCUCAGAUGGUCCACCUGAUGCCAGAGCUCUGCUUUCUCACAGGCCUGAGCAGCCAAGCAACCUCAGAUUUCCGCCUGAUGAAGGCAGUAGCUGAAGAGACUCGGCUCAGUCCUGUGGGAAGGCAGCAGCAACUGGCCCGACUCGUGGAUGACAUCCAGAGGAACCCAGUGGCUCGGUUUGAGCUUGAGACCUGGGGAUUGCAUUUUGGAAGCCAGCUAUCCCUGACUGGCCGGGUUGUUCCCUCUGAAAAAAUCCUGCUGCAGGACCACACAUGUCAACCUGCAUUUGCUGCUGACUGGUCCAAAGAUAUGCGAUCUUGCAAAGUUUUGAGUUCUCAGCCUUUGAAUAGAUGGUUGAUCGUGUGCUGUAACAGGGCUGAGCACUUGAUUGAAGCCUUUCUGAGCUGUCUGAGGAGAGUUGGAGGUGCCAUGGGAUUUAAUGUGAGCUACCCUAAAAUCAUAAAAGUGGACGAGACCCCAGCAGCGUUCCUUCGAGCCAUCCAGGUGCACGGCGACCCUGAUGUUCAGUUGGUGAUGUGCAUUCUGCCUUCUAAUCAGAAGAACUAUUACGACUCCAUUAAAAAGUAUUUGAGCUCUGACUGCCCAGUGCCAAGCCAGUGUGUGCUGACCCGGACCUUGAAUAAGCAGGGAAUGAUGCUGAGUGUGGCCACCAAGAUUGCCAUGCAGAUGACCUGCAAACUUGGCGGAGAGCUGUGGGCUGUGGAGAUUCCAUUGAAGUCCCUGAUGGUCGUGGGUAUUGAUAUCUGCAGAGAUGCCCUCAACAAGAAUGUGGUGGUCGUUGGGUUUGUAGCCAGCAUUAAUUCCAGGAUCACCAGGUGGUUUUCCCGCUGUGUCCUUCAGAGAACAGCCACUGAUAUUGCAGACUGCCUCAAAGUCUGCAUGACUGGUGCUCUCAGCAAGUGGUACAGGCACAACCAUGAUUUGCCGGCACGGAUAGUCGUGUACCGGGACGGUGUAGGCAAUGGCCAGCUAAAGACAGUUUUGGAAUAUGAAGUCCCACAGCUACUGAAAAGUGUAACAGAGUGUGGUUCGGAUGCCAGGAGCUGCAGACUGUCCGUAGUUGUGGUCAGGAAGAGAUGUCUACUGCGCCUCUUUGCUUCGACUGGCCACACUGUGCAGAACCCCCCACUCGGCACUGUUGUGGACUCAGAAGCAACACGUCCGGAGUGGUAUGACUUCUACCUGAUCAGCCAGACUGCUAACCGUGGGACUGUUAGUCCCACCCACUACAACGUCAUCUAUGAUGACAAUGCCUUGAAGCCGGACCACAUGCAGCGACUGACCUUCAAACUGUGCCAUCUCUACUACAACUGGCAGGGCUUAAUCAGUGUCCCCGCGCCAUGCCAGUAUGCACACAAGCUGACCUUCCUGGUGGCACAAAGUGUCCACAAGGAACCAAGUCUGGAAUUAGCCAAUAAUCUCUUCUACCUCUGA